Messenger RNA from Pieris macdunnoughi, 870 nucleotides. Lineage: Eukaryota; Metazoa; Arthropoda; Insecta; Lepidoptera; Pieridae. The record is from the annotation of a GenBank genome assembly.
AUGGUGGAUCGUUUAGUUAAUAGUGAAGCUAAUGCAAGGAGAAUUGCUAUGGUGGAAAACUGCUUCGGGAGUUCGGGACAGCCUUUAGCAGAGCAAGGAAGAGUCUUGGUUGGUGAAGGUGUCUUGACAAAAAUGUGCAGAAAAAAGCCUAAAGCCAGACAGUUCUUUUUAUUCAAUGACAUUCUAGUGUAUGGAAAUAUUGUGAUAAACAAAAAAAAAUAUAAUAAACAGCAUGUUAUUCCAUUGGAAGAAGUAAAACUGGAGUCACUUAAAGAUGAAGGCCAAUACCGCAACGGGUGGUUAAUACGCACAGCAUCAAAGUCAUUUGCAGUGUACGCUGCCACUGCGACAGAAAAAGAAGAAUGGAUGGCUCACAUAGAAAAAUGUAUUGAGGACCUUUUAAGGAAGAGUGGCAAGCAGCCGCCUUCAGAGCACGCAGCGGUUUGGGUGCCGGACAACGAAGCGGCCAUUUGCAUGCACUGUAAGAAGACGCAGUUCACCGUUCUCAACAGACGGCAUCACUGUCGCAAGUGCGGAGCCGUGGUUUGCGGGCCUUGUUCGUCGAAGCGCUUCGUGCUGCGCACUCAGAGCGAGAAGCCGCUCCGCGUCUGCCUGCACUGCUACGACCGGCUCACCAGGGACAAGGCCCGGACACCUCGGCCCCUUCCGCCCGCCGCCGCCGUCGCGAAAGGCGCCGGAGACGCGACGGGCUCCGGCGGGGAGUCUUCGCAGGACGACGACAGCGACGACGAGGACGAGAGACCGGCCGUCGAGGACAAACACGACGAGCCAAAAUUCUACAGUGACGGCGAAAAGACUGAGGAUACCGAGAACCAUUCGUCCAAGGAUUCGACCGAUUCGACCAAAUGA